Molecule: messenger RNA, 321 nt
Organism: Metarhizium acridum CQMa 102
Lineage: Eukaryota; Fungi; Ascomycota; Sordariomycetes; Hypocreales; Clavicipitaceae
Source: RefSeq, a predicted model, not a curated record
AUGUCACCAUCGCCUGCACUGCUACCUGUUGACGUUGCUGUUGACGAGGAGAAAGUCCCCAGCUACAGACCCGAGCACUACUAUCCUGCCAAUCCCGGGGAUUUGUUGGCGGCCAGGUAUCGGCUACUUGUCAAGGUCAGUCCUUGCUGCUUUGUUCACCCCGCCGGCCCAUACGCGCUUGGCAACUGCUUAAGGCCUAAGAGAUAUGUGGCCGUGAAGCUCUGCAAUUACGACACCAGCGACGAGGAAAUGACAAACGAGUUGGACAUGUCCAUAAUUUAUCCUCCGCAAACCCUCGAUAUCCGGGCCGUGCUGCUCUAG